This is a messenger RNA of Phragmites australis (common reed), 1613 nucleotides long. RefSeq names its product probable mannose-1-phosphate guanylyltransferase 1. The transcript has 4 exons. Gene Ontology annotation, molecular function: GTP binding; mannose-1-phosphate guanylyltransferase (GTP) activity. Lineage: Eukaryota; Viridiplantae; Streptophyta; Magnoliopsida; Poales; Poaceae. Gene Ontology annotation, biological process: GDP-mannose biosynthetic process; cell wall mannoprotein biosynthetic process. Gene Ontology annotation, cellular component: cytoplasm. The record is from RefSeq and is a predicted model, not a curated record. The coding region runs from base 304 to 1389 and encodes 361 amino acids.
GGGGGGGGGGGGGGCGAACAGGAGGAAAGUUGCGAUGAUUAAUUGGCGGGGAAGCCAUCAUUAAAAUACGUUCAUCGCAUGAAGCGGGAGGAGGAGAGCCGGUAUAAGAACGCGGCGUCGUGGGCAGCCGUCGUGAGGUGAGGCUCUCAGCCGACGCUUCCUCCUCUCCCUGCCUUCUUCCUCGUCACAACUCCCGCCGAGUCCUCGGCGCCGUUGACAGAACACCUCUCCCUCUCCUCAGCUCGGACGACGGCCGCCGUCGCAUCAAGGGUGAGGAGCUGAGAUAGGAGGGGGACCGCAGCCAUGAAGGCGCUCAUUCUCGUGGGAGGCUUCGGCACUCGCCUGCGGCCGCUGACGCUCAGUGUGCCCAAGCCGCUCGUCGAUUUCGGCAACAAGCCCAUGAUCCUGCAUCAGAUCGAGGCUCUGAAGGAAGUUGGAGUUACAGAAGUUGUCCUUGCCAUCAAUUACCAGCCUGAGGUGAUGCUCAACUUUCUCAAGGACUUCGAGAGCAAGCUUGGCAUCAAGAUCACCUGCUCCCAGGAGACAGAGCCGCUGGGAACCGCCGGACCGCUGGCCCUGGCCCGCGACAAGCUCGUCGACGGCUCCGGCGACCCUUUCUUCGUCCUCAACAGCGACGUGAUCAGCGAGUACCCGUUCGCGGAGCUCAUCCAGUUCCACAAGGCCCACGGUGGCGAGGCCACGAUCAUGGUGACCAAGGUCGAUGAGCCUUCGAAGUACGGCGUGGUGGUCACGGAGGAGGGGACCGGGAAGGUGGAGCGGUUCGUGGAGAAGCCCAAGGUGUUCGUGGGCAACAAGAUCAACGCCGGCAUCUACCUGCUGAACCCAUCCGUGCUCGACCGCAUCGAGCUGAAGCCGACGUCCAUCGAGAAGGAGAUUUUCCCGCGCAUCGCAGCCGACGCCGGCCUGUUCGCCAUGGUGCUCCCGGGGUUCUGGAUGGACAUUGGGCAGCCGAGGGACUACAUCACGGGCCUGCGCCUCUACCUGGACUCCCUGCGGAAGAAGGCGCCCGCCAUGCUCGCGUCGGGCGCGCACGUCCUGGGCAACGUGCUGGUCCACGAGACCGCAGUCAUCGGGGAGGGUUGCCUGAUCGGGCCCGACGUCGCCAUCGGUCCCGGGUGCGUGGUGGAGGCCGGGGUGCGGCUGUCCCGGUGCACGGUGAUGCGCGGCGCGCGUGUGAAGCAGCACGCCUGCGUCUCCAGCGGCAUCAUCGGGUGGCACUCCACCGUCGGCAAGUGGGCGCGCGUGGAGAACAUGACCAUUCUCGGCGAGGACGUGCACGUCUGCGACGAGAUAUACAGCAACGGAGGCGUCGUACUCCCGCACAAGGAGAUCAAGUCCAGCAUCCUCAAGCCCGAGAUCGUCAUGUGAGGUUCCAAGCGCGCCUACAAGGGUCCCCAUGCAUCCCGUAUGCUUCAUAUGUUUGUUGUUUGAUUUGUUGAUCGGUUGUCUACAAGUGUAACAAGUUGUCCGGACUCCCAAGUAGUAUCUAUCAAGCUAUAUCUAUAUGGUCAGACGAGUCUCGUCUCGAGUUCCUGUCUGGGAUUGUAGAUAGGUAGCCGGUGAAUGAAAGAAACAGAAGUUUUCUUUGUCAA